Molecule: messenger RNA, 849 nt
Organism: Dalotia coriaria
Lineage: Eukaryota; Metazoa; Arthropoda; Insecta; Coleoptera; Staphylinidae
Exons: 2
Coding region: 41-796 (251 amino acids)
Biological process (GO): proteolysis
Molecular function (GO): serine-type endopeptidase activity
Source: RefSeq, a predicted model, not a curated record
CACAUCGGGAGCUUGGUAAGGCAUCAUACCACAAACCACCAUGUUCAAGUUUGUAGUCCUCGCCGCUCUGGUAGCAUCCGCUGUUGCCGUCCCUGCUAGCUUCAACAGCAAGAUUUCGCAUGCCCAAGAGGCCGACAUCGUUAACUACAAUUACUUGGUUUCCAUUCAGUACUUGGGCGCUCACGAAUGUGGUGGUACCAUCAUCGGUGACAGAUGGGUCUUGACCGCUGCCCACUGUACCCAUGAUUUUGAUCAUGCUACCCUCGCUGUCCAUGCUGGAGUAACCAAUCUCAAUGAAGUCGGCCAGAAACGCGAGGUUGCCUAUGUCUUCCAGCACCCUGAUUACAAUCACGAAACCAUGGAAAACGACAUCACCCUUCUGGAAUUGUUUGACCCGCUUACUCCGGGUAAUAACGUUGGUCCAGCAGUUUUACCUGCAGCAGAUAGUUCUCCAGCAGUCGAUAGCGUUGCUACUAUUUCUGGUUGGGGUGCGGAUCAGGAAGGUGGUUGGGCAAGUGAAGAUUUCCAGGUUUUGGAAGUCAAGAUUGUUGAUGAUGCUACUUGUCAAAAACACAACCCCGCUAUUACUCCCAAUUCUUUCUGUGCUAAUGCACACAGGGGUGGUCCAUGCCAUGGCGAUUUUGGAGGUCCACUUGUCAACGACAAAAGAGAGCUGCUUGGCAUCAUCUCCUGGAGUCGUGGAUGCGAACAUCCAGAGUACGAUGCUGUCUACACCAAUGUAGGAACACACGUCAAAUUUAUUCAGGAUACAAUGGCUGCUUCUUAUCCUGACUAAUAACUUUCUUGCCAAUUCUUUUAAUAACAAAAAUAAAGAUGAAUUGCUUUUAA